UUUUAGUGAUAUUAUGGAAGAAUAUUGGACACUAUCCAAUCAUGAAAAUGUUGCUAGAAUGCGUCUAAAGUUGGAACCACAAUUAUAUCCCAAUAAACAUGACAAUGCCUCAAAGUUACGUGACAAUGCCACAAAUCAUUAUGAUGCCAAAGAAAUUUCCGAAUUUGAUUCGACAAUUAAAAACGUAGUUGUACGCGACUUUUUAGCCAACGAUGAAAAUUCACAAUUGGAAGAAGAUUUACGCCAGACAAUAGAACAACAAUCACAACAAGACAAUACUUUAGAGAAAUUAGUCAUAUCUCAGGAGUGUGAAUUGAUAACUUUAAUGACCAAAGUUAAGGGUCGCAUAGAAGUUAAUCAAACAUUAUUUACAUUUAUUGACUUGAGUCCACCAGCAGAAGAUGGUUCAAAACAUGAUUUUAGAUUUUCUAUAAAUAAAAUACGUGAGGUUCACUUAAGAAAAUUUAAUUUAAGAAGAAGUGCUUUGGAAAUCUUUCUAAUCGAUCAAACAAGUUAUUUUUUGAAUUUUACCACCAAGACUCGUAAUAAAAUAUUUUCAAAAAUCUUAAGUCUACAACCGCCAAAUAUAUUAUAUGGUUCCGGUAGAUCACCAGCAGAGCUGUUGAAAACUUCCGGUUUAACACAGAAAUGGGUGAAUCGUGAAAUAUCGAAUUUUGAAUAUCUUAUGUAUUUAAAUACGAUAGCAGGUCGUUCUUAUAAUGAUUUAAGUCAAUAUCCAGUCUUCCCUUGGAUUUUAGCUGACUACACAAGUGAUAUAUUAGAUUUAACUGAUCCCAAAUCCUUUAGAGACCUUUCUAAACCUAUAGGAGUGAUAAAUCCCAAAAAUGAAGCCGAGGUACGCUCGAAAUACGAUUCAUUUGAAGAUCCCUCCGGUGGUAUACCGAAAUUUCACUAUGGCACUCACUAUUCCAAUUCCGCUGGUGUACUACAUUAUUUAUUGAGAGUGGAACCGUUUACCUCGUUGCACAUUGAAUUGCAGAGUGGUCGUUUCGAUGUGGCCGAUCGUCAAUUUCAUUCUAUACCACAGACAUGGAAACUUUUAAUGGACAAUCCGAAUGACGUUAAAGAGUUGAUACCGGAAUUUUUCUAUUUUCCUGAAUUUUUAAAGAAUAUGAACAAAUUUGAUUUGGGUCAUUUGCAAAUAACGAAGGAAAAAGUUGAUGAUGUUAUACUGCCACCUUGGGCGACCACACCUGAAGAAUUUGUUGCCAUACACCGCAGAGCCUUGGAAUCGGAAUAUGUUAGUCAAAAUUUACAUAAUUGGAUUGAUUUGAUAUUCGGCUACAAACAAAAAGGACCCAAAGCUGCCGAAGCCUUAAAUGUUUUCUACUACUGUUCUUACGAGGGAGCUGUUGAUUUGGAUAAGAUCACCAAUCCAGUAGAAAGAGAAGCAGUUGAAGGCAUGAUUAACAAUUUCGGUCAAGUUCCUUCACAAUUGAUGCGUGAACCACAUCCGCGUCGUUUAACUCAGGAAGAAACAACUCUAAAACUUUUAAGAGCCGAAUUAAAGCGACCCGAUUUGACACAAUUUCUCGAUAAGGUUGUACAAUAUUAUUGUGAAAUUUCAGCACCAAAAGAUCCUAUAGUCUAUUUGAGUCCACCAAGAUCACCACCGCGUUCUUUUCUACAACUAAGUCCUGAUAUGCUGGUAAGCAUAUCAAAAUCUUGUAUUUUAGGUUGUAAUUCUUGGAUGUCAUACGAUAAGGAUAGAGGUUUUCUACUGGAAAUUGAUGCCACUACUACGAACUUAAAAAAUCGUAAACGUAUAUUUGGUCCCUUACAUCCCUCACAAAUGCCUCAUUCGCAAAUGUUUGCUAUUAGCACGGACGGCAAACUUUUGUAUGCGGGCGGUAUAUGGGAUAAUUCUUUAAGGGUUUAUAGUUUGCACAAAGGAAAAACAUUGGCCUCGGUAACCAGACAUUUAGAUAUUAUCACCUGUCUGGCUUUAGACAAUUGUGGCUCUUAUUUGGUAACGGGUUCUCGUGACUGCACCUGCAUAAUCUGGAGUAUCCAAGGUUUACAUUCUGGUGCUAAUAAUAACUCCUCCAAUAUACCGGUUCAUGCUCUAACCAGCCAAACUAAUUUGCAGUCCAUAAUGCAGUUGAAUACACAAAAUAGUUUUUCACCCAAACCCUUGACAACAUUAUACGGUCACGAUGAUUCGAUAUCAAGUGUAGCCAUCUAUACUGAACUGGAUAUGGUGGUGUCGGGUUCAUUGGACGGCACUGUUAAUGUUUAUACCAUACAAGAUGGUCAAUUUGUUCGCACUUUAAAGCCAAUUGGUUGUACAGAGUUUUGUGUACAGAUAUCGUAUGUAACAGUUUCAUAUCAUGGUCAUAUUGCAUUUAGUGCUUUGGAUGAUACAUCUCAUUCAGUACACGUUUACAGCAUUAAUGGCACCAGUUUAGGUUCCAAAUAUGUAUCGGGUCGUGUUACAGGUUUGGCCACAGCAUCGGAUUAUUUAGUUGUAGCCGAUGAUGCUGGUGAUAUAACAUUAAGUCGUUUGCAUGGCCUUAAGCCGGUAUUUGAUAUACCGUUACAUGUGCCCAUACAAACCGUAGUCGUAACACCGGGUAAUACACAUAUUCUAGCUCCAUUACGUGAUGGACGUUUAGCUGUUGUAGCUGUUCAUUUACCUGUAGGUAUUAAAAAACACUCUGUUCUUAAUGUAUAGGUAUAGUAGUCGAAGGAUAUGUUACACGAGAGAGCUAUUUAAUGAGAAAACGAAUUGUUUCAACGAAUUGUUUUUUUAUUUUUUUAUUUUAUAUUUAAUCUAUAUAAAAACUAUUUUGUUUUUAAUUAUUUAAAUACUAUUACUAAUUAAUUAAUACUUAUGCAAAUCAAUUUAAUUAAUACGUUUUAAAAGUCAUUAGUUAGAGAUGAAAGGGGUUUUCAUUUGUUAUUGGUGUUUCCCCGUCUAAUCUAUUCUAACAUAUUAGUAAAACCAUUAGUGUAACACACUUAUUAAGAUUUAUUUUUUAUGUAAUCUUAACUUAAACAGUUUCAGCUGAAUUUUUUUAAAUUAAUAACUAUAAAUGGGGAAACAAAUAUGAUGCAACAGAUUUCAAACAUUUAUCAAUUAUAUUUGUAACGAAAAACGGAAACAGAACUUUAGAAAAUUACUUUGAAUGAUUUAUAUAUUUUAAUAUGAUAGCUUAAGUCUUUGUGUGACAAGUUUCUGUGACGACUCCCCAGCCGUGGCAUUGUGCUCCUUAAACGCCGGUAGCAAUUUACAGUAUAUGUGCACUUUGCUUGUACUUGUCUUUGUAGCGAGCUUCUGCGAUCACUCAACAUCGCCGAUCACUCACCAUCACCAACAGACGUAACCGAUAGACCGAAGUACAAAUAAAUCGAAGACUUUGUUCUUGGUAAAUCUGGGAUAAACAGAGUUUUCUCUGGCCAGAUCAUAUGAUUCUCUGGUUCGAACCCAUGUCAAAUAAUUCCUAGGAAUGUCCAAGGAGUGAAUUGACAUCUCUCGCCGCUUUUCCCGGAAUUGCAAUAACACCAGGAUGAGGUCUUUCAUCAAGGUAACAUGACAUGGGGGAGAAAUACAUAUAAUCUGGUUAAUCGUCAUGACUAGAUUGAAAUAUGAUGACAAACAAAUUAUCCAAAUUUGACUCUUUAAGUCAGUCAUCUUGCGAAUCCUAUUAAAUCAUAGAUUCUUGUUUAAUUGGAUUGUAAAUAAUCAGAAUUGCCGCAUAAAAUCCAAUUCACAACAGACCCGACAGACUCCAUUACUUCCGAUAAACUCGUGAUAUGAUCAAUUAAGAUCGUUACCGCGCCAUGAUCAAUUAAAUGAUCUGAGCAAGAUAUGAUCUCAAGAGGAUUCCGAUAUAUAUAUCAUACGGCGAGUCAAGGUCAAGCGAUUUGACCCCUAUUGAUGACUUUCUAUGACGCUUUAAAAGCCGACAUUGUUUGUAAUAUACGGAGAUGCAAAUCUGUGGUUUUCAUUAGCACGAAGUUAUUUCAAAUGAUAAAUCAAUCAAAGUUUUUGAGAUACCUUCCACAUUCGAAUCUUUAGUCAUUUUGAUUUGUAAAAUUUAUUAUGUCGUCUAAAAUUUUAAGCCAUUGGCUUUAAUAUACAGAUAUAACCCCUGUUAUAUAUUGUCCUUACUUUCAAAUAUCUCUAUAUAAAGUUUCAAACAACUAUAAAUGUUUCUGACAAUAAAAUAAUUACUUGUGAAAUAUCGAUAGCGCAACAUUACCAGUUCGUCUCAAGGAAUUGUUGAGUCCCCGAGUUACUAAAAGGUGCAUUAAUACGAUAUGUAUAACCAUUAAUAUGUUUCUAGUUCAACAAUUUGUGCGCCUUAAUGAAAAAAUAUGUUUUAGAUCUUUUACCUCGAUCUAAGUCAUUAUUUUUUUCUAUUUCUUCUUCUUUGUUAUUCUUUUAAAGGAUUCUACAAAAAUUUCAAUUGAUUUUUAAACCUAAUCCAAAAACCUACAGCGAAACAAUUAAUUAAACCACUUAAUUGGAACAAAUUCAAAAGUCACGUAAGCCACCGAGAAUUCGUUUUAAGUUUUGUAGUUUGUAAUAAAUCAUUUUUAAUAGAAUGAUUAAAAUUUACUGAUUACAUUGCUCUUAAUACAUAUUUCCGGAUCAUUAAAAAAAUACUAAACAUUUAAAUGAACAUCAUAUACGAAUGCGAUGAUUUAGAUCAAUACAAAUGUAAAGUAAAAUCAUCUUAAAAAAAAUUCCCAUAAAUUAAGAAAAAAAAAGAAAUAAAAUUUUCCGUUAUUACUAAUUUAACAAUUACUACACUGAGGACGCGAUUGACGAGACAUUUUAAUAAAUUUUGGUUAUCACUUGGACUAGACUAUAGACUAGACUAUAUAGACUAGACUAUAGACUAGACUACAUAGACUAGACUAUAGACUAGACUAUAUAGACUAGACUAUAGACUAGA
Lucilia cuprina (Australian sheep blowfly) is the source of this 4925-nucleotide messenger RNA. Its product is annotated as neurobeachin-like protein 1. The record is from RefSeq and is a predicted model, not a curated record. Gene Ontology annotation, molecular function: protein kinase binding. Lineage: Eukaryota; Metazoa; Arthropoda; Insecta; Diptera; Calliphoridae. Bases 14 to 2695 code for a protein of 893 amino acids. Gene Ontology annotation, biological process: intracellular protein localization. The transcript is spliced from 14 exons. Gene Ontology annotation, cellular component: cytosol; membrane.